Messenger RNA from Vitis vinifera (wine grape), 1880 nucleotides. RefSeq names its product 2-methylbutanal oxime monooxygenase. The transcript has 2 exons. Gene Ontology annotation, molecular function: iron ion binding; oxidoreductase activity, acting on paired donors, with incorporation or reduction of molecular oxygen; monooxygenase activity. The record is from RefSeq and is a predicted model, not a curated record. NCBI's taxonomy places the organism in Eukaryota, Viridiplantae, Streptophyta, Magnoliopsida, Vitales, Vitaceae. Bases 136 to 1710 code for a protein of 524 amino acids.
CCAGCUUGCAGAAAGAAGAGUCCAAGGGGUGAGCCUACCGAGAAGAGGAAAAAUUAGAAGGAUGACGGCAUGUCUUCAAUCUUCACCUCUAAAUAGAAUUCUAUAUAUCCAAAUAAAAGCACACCUUAUCCCUCAAUGACCAUGAAGAUUUCAGAAAACAUGUUGCUCCUUUUCUCUCAAUCAUCUGCAAAUCAAUGGCUUCUCGCCCUCGGCAUACUAUCUUUUCCUAUCCUCUACCUGUUUCUUCUUCAAAGAUGGAAGAAGAAAGGCAUUGAAGGAGCUGCUAGGCUUCCUCCAAGCCCUCCAAAGCUUCCCAUCAUAGGCAACUUGCACCAAUUAGGCAAAUUGCCUCACCGCUCCCUCUCGAAACUUUCCCAAGAAUUUGGCCCUGUCCUGUUACUGCAACUUGGGAGGAUUCCCACCCUACUGAUCUCAUCGGCGGACAUGGCCAAAGAAGUGUUGAAGACCCACGACAUCGACUGCUGCAGUAGGGCACCCUCCCAAGGCCCCAAGAGACUUUCUUACAAUUUCUUGGACAUGUGCUUCUCACCGUACUCUGAUUACUGGAGGGCGAUGCGGAAAGUGUUCGUUCUUGAGCUUCUAAGCGCGAAAAGGGCACACUCAUUGUGGCAUGCGUGGGAAGUAGAGGUUAGUCAUUUGAUCAGUUCUCUCUCCGAGGCUUCACCAAAUCCAGUUGAUCUCCAUGAGAAGAUAUUUUCUCUUAUGGACGGCAUCCUCAAUAUGUUUGCUUUUGGUAAGAAUUAUGGAGGAAAGCAGUUCAAGAAUGAGAAGUUUCAAGAUGUUCUUGUUGAGGCCAUGAAAAUGCUGGAUAGUUUUUCUGCCGAGGACUUCUUUCCGUCUUUUGGGUGGAUUAUAGAUGCUUUGACAGGACUUCGUGCUAGGCACAAUAAGUGUUUCCGUAACCUUGAUAAUUACUUCCAAAUGGUUGUUGAUGAACAUCUUGAUCCCACCAGGCCAAAACCAGAACAUGAAGACCUUGUUGAUGUUUUGUUAGGAUUGUCAAAAGAUGAAAAUUUUGCAUUUCAUCUCACCAAUGACCAUAUCAAGGCCAUUCUCCUGAAUACAUUUAUUGGUGGAACAGACACUGGUGCAGUGACAAUGGUCUGGGCGAUGUCUGAGCUCAUGGCAAACCCCAGAGUGAUGAAGAAGGUACAAGCUGAGGUCAGGAGCUGUGUUGGAAGUAAGCCAAAAGUGGACAGAGACGAUCUUGCUAAGUUGAAAUACUUGAAGAUGGUGGUCAAGGAAACUUUUAGAAUGCAUCCAGCAGCACCGCUAUUGAUUCCACACCGGACGAGGCAGCACUGUCAGAUCAAUGCCAAUGGCUGCACAUACGACAUCUUCCCACAAACAACAAUCCUAGUUAAUGCAUUUGCAAUUGGAAGAGACCCCAAUAGCUGGAAGAACCCAGAUGAGUUUUACCCAGAGAGGUUUGAGGACAGUGACAUCGAUUUCAAAGGGCAACAUUUUGAGCUAUUGCCUUUUGGGGCUGGCAGAAGGAUCUGUCCUGCUAUAGCCAUGGCAGUGUCCACUGUGGAGUUCACACUGGCCAACCUCUUGUACUGCUUUGACUGGGAGAUGCCAAUGGGGAUGAAGACACAAGAUAUGGACAUGGAAGAGAUGGGUGGCAUUACCACCCAUAGGAAGACACCCCUUUGUCUCGUACCAAUCAAAUAUGGUUGCGUGGAGUAAUGUGAAAGGAGCCUAUUGAGAUGCUCUCAUCACCUGACCUUGUAGUGCUCUUAGCUGUAAAAGAUUCUCCAUCUUUAAUGGAAGUUGGGAGUUUCAUUUCAUGGCCUCUAGAUUGUUUGUCGUGAUAUGAGAAAAUUAAAUAAAAUAACCUCCUUAAGAGUGUUGAGUCA